Carlito syrichta (Philippine tarsier) is the source of this 1306-nucleotide messenger RNA. It is a transcript of the gene BPIFB1, whose product is annotated as BPI fold containing family B member 1. Gene Ontology annotation, molecular function: lipid binding. NCBI's taxonomy places the organism in Eukaryota, Metazoa, Chordata, Mammalia, Primates, Tarsiidae. The record is from RefSeq and is a predicted model, not a curated record. The transcript is spliced from 13 exons. The coding region runs from base 29 to 1306 and encodes 425 amino acids.
CACCUGCUGCUCACUGAAACCCGGGAAGAUGGCCGGCCCGUGGCCCUUCCUCCUCCUCGGUGGUUUGCUGGCAGCCACCUUGGUCCGAGCCACCUUCAGCCCAGCCGUGGUUCUCAGCCUUGGCCCAGAAGUCAUCAAAGAAAAGCUGUCCCAGGAGCUGAGGGACGCGGGAGCCACCACCAUCCUCCAGCAGCUGCCGCUGCUCAGCGCCAUUCGGGACGCGCCGACCGGGGGCAUCCCGAUUCUGGGCAGCCUCGUGAACACUGUCCUGAGGCACAUCGUCUGGCUGAAGGUCACCUCAGCUAACAUCCUCCAGCUGCAAGUGCAGCCCUCGGCCCACAACCAGGAGCUGGAGGUCAAGAUCCCCCUGGACAUGGUGGCCGGACUCAACACGCCCCUGGUCAAGACCAUCGUGGAGUUACACAUGGAGACUGAGGUGCAGGCCACCAUCAGCAUGGACACCGGUGCGAGAGGCGCCGCCCACCUGAGCCUCCGGGCCUGCUCCACGAGCCACGGGGGCCUGCGCAUCAGCCUGCUGCACAGUGUCUCCUUCCUGGUCAACUCCUUAGCCGACAAGGUCAUGAGCCUCCUGGCGCCAGCCCUGCCCAAGCUGGUGAAGAGCCAGGCCAAGCUGGUGGACUCACAGGGAAAGGUGACCAAGUGGUUCAAUAACUCUUCAGCUUUCCUGACGAAGCCCCCCCUGGACAGUGCCCCAUUCAGCCUCACUGUGAGGCAGGAUGUGGUAAAUGCUGCGGUGGCUGCCAUGCUCCCUCCAGAAGAAUUCACAGUCUUGUUGGACUACGUGCUGCCCGAGCUGGCCCGUUUGCUGAAGUUGAGCCUCAAGGGGAUCCAGGAGAAGGCUGCGGACGAGCUGGCGCCCUCCCAGCUCGUGAAGAUUGCCACCCAGGAGACCCCUGAGCUGCUUCUGAGCCAAGGCAGGGCCAAGGUGGCCCAACUGGUCGUGCUGGAAAUAUUUCCCACCGACAAAGCCUCCCGCCCCCUGUUCACACUGGGCAUCGAAGCCAGCUCGGAGUCUCAGUUCUACACCCAAGGUGACAGGCUGAUGCUCAACUUGAAUGGGAUCAGCUCGGAUCGGAUCCAACUGAUGAAUUCGAGAAUUGGCUGGUUUGAGCCUGAAGCUCUGAAGCCCAUCAUCACCGAGAUCCUUGUCUCCGUGCUGCUGCCCAAUGAGAACGGCAAACUACGGUCCGGGAUCCCCAUGUCGAUAGUGAAGGCCUUGGGGUUCGAGACGGCAGCGUGGUCUCUGACCAGGGACGCCCUUGUGGUCACCGCGGCCUCCUCGUAG